Diceros bicornis minor is the source of this 628-nucleotide messenger RNA. RefSeq names its product glia maturation factor gamma (gene GMFG). Gene Ontology annotation, biological process: actin filament debranching; negative regulation of Arp2/3 complex-mediated actin nucleation. Bases 85 to 513 code for a protein of 142 amino acids. The transcript is spliced from 7 exons. Gene Ontology annotation, molecular function: Arp2/3 complex binding; actin binding. NCBI's taxonomy places the organism in Eukaryota, Metazoa, Chordata, Mammalia, Perissodactyla, Rhinocerotidae. Gene Ontology annotation, cellular component: actin cortical patch. The record is from RefSeq and is a predicted model, not a curated record.
CACACUCCGCCCCCCACAGCCCUGGUCCCCACCCCUAGAAGACAGCGGAACUGGGAAGAGAAGAGGCCUGUGGACAGAAAAGUCAUGUCCGACUCCCUGGUGGUGUGCGAGGUGGACCCAGAGCUGAAGGAAAAGCUGAGGAAAUUCCGCUUCCGAAAAGAGACGGACAAUGCGGCCAUAAUAAUGAAGGUGGACAAGGACCGGCAGAUGGUGGUGCUGGAGGAGGAAUUUCAGAACAUCUCUCCAGAGGAACUAAAAAUGGAGUUACCGGAAAGACAGCCCAGGUUCGUGGUGUACAGCUACAAGUACGUGCACGAGGAUGGCCGCGUGUCCUACCCCUUGUGUUUCAUCUUCUCCAGCCCCGUUGGCUGCAAGCCCGAACAACAGAUGAUGUAUGCGGGGAGUAAAAACAGGCUGGUGCAGACGGCAGAGCUCACAAAGGUGUUUGAAAUCCGAACCACUGAUGACCUCACCGAGGCCUGGCUCCGAGAGAAGUUGUCUUUCUUUCGUUGACCUCUGGGCUGGGGACCUGAAUUCCUGAUGUCUGAGUCCCAGAGGAACUGGGGACUCGGAACUCUAGGACCUGAACAUCCGAGACUGUAAAGAAAUUAAAAUGCAGAAACUCGAA